Messenger RNA from Ostreobium quekettii, 249 nucleotides. The record is from the annotation of a GenBank genome assembly. Lineage: Eukaryota; Viridiplantae; Chlorophyta; Ulvophyceae; Bryopsidales; Ostreobiaceae.
AUGACGCGGUUGGGCACCCGGCGGUUGCCGACGAAGUGUCCGAGAUCAAGAGAGGAGAGAAGCGUCCGUCUUGAUAAUAAUGAGGCUGAGUACUUGUCUAACGUCUUGGGCAGGAGAGACAUGUCCACGGCAGUAGCCAGACCGUCGACUGGCACUGCAGAAGUUACCAGGCAGAGGGGAGCUCUCCUCAAUUGCAUGGGCUUCAAUCAAAAUCGCAAGCUUAACCUGCACAUGGAGGAGGCUGUGUAA